CAGAGAGUACGGGUUAGAGUUAACCAUCGCUUCUCUCAGUUGAUUCGCGAUCCUUGACUCGAAACCCGCUACUCGGUUAUACCACGUGCCUGGACGUUUUACCUUUCGUUUUGGUAUUCUCACGGUUUGCCAAAAAUCGUCAAAAAUGCCUCUCUACGGCGACACGAGUCUGUACUCCUCCUCCACAUCCCAAUCGCCAUUAGUUCCGUCCUACGCCCUUUAUUUGAGCAGUCCAUACUCAGGGCACUCCUCUCUAAUCGGUUCGUACACGAGACCGCCGAGUUUCUCAAAACCAUCUUCAUUGACAAGGUUUCAUAGGAAUUUUGCGCCACAUUUGGCUACGAUUUCUGAAAAUCCAGUGACUAGUCUCAGGCGGAAAUAUUCACCGCAAUUGAGAGUGCUCAAUUCGAGUAAAAUUAUAGUACCAAGACCCAUUAAAAUUAACACAGCGGAUAUUGACGUUUCCGCAAAUAAAUAUCGACACCAACCACCGAGGACAACUCCGAUUACUACGGUUAAAAAGGAACCAGAGGAACAAAGUAACGAGGUAAAAAAGGAAUCUAUUAAUAAGCCGAUUCGGAGGGAUAGAGCAACCGUUCGCAUUCACACAAUUCAUAAGGAUAAAAAAGAUAAAAAAUGGAGACAAAAUUUUAAUUCGUAUGAGUUAAAUACAGACAAAGAAAAAAAUGCUAAAGAAUUAACAGACAAACAGGAAAUCGAUGAAAACGAAGAAGAAGAAGAUAAACUUCAAGACGAAGUAAUAAACGUUGAAGCCCCUUCAUUGCCAAAAUCGCCAAGUUUUCACGAUAUUUGUACGGCGAUUUCAACUGACUCAAUUAACGAAGAGUUAAACCCUGGUCAACCUUUGGAUGUAGUCCGGAAGCAAAGCAGAACAUUUUCGAGUGAUGAUCUUUUAAAACAUUUGCGACGAAACUCCACCGAAAUCCAUAAAGAAGACGUUAAAAAUAUCAAUACAGAGGAAAUCAACAAUAAUAAGGAAGAGUUUGAGUCGAGGGGAAGUGUUCGUAAAAAAAGAAAAGUGAUAAAAAAGAAAAGUAACCAAAAACUAAGCGAUGAAAAUAAUACAAAUUUAUUUCCAGAAAAAUUAAAUCAAGAACAUCCGUUGCAACGGCGGCAAAGUCGAAAACUUCCGGUAAGAGAUAUAUCUAAAGUUGAAGUGGAAGAGAUUCGUAUUGCAAAACCGAAACCGAAAACUUUAUUUACGGCAACGGUGGACAUCGAGGAAACGAAACCGAGCUUAAAACUGAUCGUCGACGACGUAAAAGUUGAAGAAAAGGUGAAACCUAAAAAGUUUAAAUUAGACGUAACAGUCGAAGUUGAGGAAAAACCGAAUAAAAAGGAGUUAAAAACGAAAGUCGAUGAUAAAGGUAAGAUGUACAUUCCUAAUUCAAAACCGGCUAUAAUUACCGAUAUUAAAAAGAAGGAGCAAAGAGGAAGCUUAGGAGAUAUUUGCGAAGGAAUUGCAGAAAUGCCCAAAAAAAGGAAUAUAGACACAAAGAAAAAAGAUGAAACGAAAAAUGAAAUUAAAAAGAAUAAUAAAGAAUUAAUAAAGUAUGAAAAAAUAAGUAAUGUUCCAAAGAAAUUCACAGAAAUAAAUCAACUUAAUAAGAGUAAUGAAGAAAACAAAGAAUCAAAUUUAAAUUUGAAACAACCUUUACAAACAAAAAAUAGUAAUCAAAUUAACGAGGAAGAAAAGAAAGUUUCAAACGAAACCAAAUGGUCAUCGAAAUUAAGAAAUUUAUCGACUUCCGGUUCAGAAUCAAACCUUAAAACCCCCAUUUCACAGGAGACGAACUUGAAAACAUCCAAAUCAGAUUCAAAACUAAAACAAGACGUAAAAGUUGGUAACGAUAAAUCUUUAAAAGAAAACAAAGAAGUUAAUUCAAUUCCAAAGUGGAAAUUGGAUUUGAAAAAAUCAAAAGAAGCCAAAGAUUUAAAACAACCUCAGCAGAAAGAGAUUAAGUCGAUUAUUAAAAGUUCUUCGGACGAAAACCAAGAGAAAAAAAUUGGAUUUAAAAAAAGUGUUUCUAUUGAAGAAAAGAAAAAUGAUGAUAAUGUUGAAACGGAAAAAGUUGGUGAGGAUAAUGAGUCAACAAUGGAUUUUUGGGGGAUUAUUGGUUCAAAAUCUUCGGUUUAUGAAAAAAAACCGGUUAAAUUAAAAAAUGUUUCGUUAAAAAGUAGCUUAAAGAAUGACGAAAAAGCUGGAGAAAAUCAAAAUAAUGUAGUAAAUCAAAACAAUGAUGUAAAUCAAGAUAACGAAGUAAAUCAAAAUGAUGAAGUAAACCAAAAUAAUGAAAUAAAUCAAAAUGAAGAGUUAAAAUCCGAAGAUAACGCAUCCGCAGAAGAUUCCCCAUUAAAAUUAGUGAGUAAACGUUCUUUGGUAAAUAGAGUUUUAGCAAAUCAAGAUCAACUUGAUCUUGAGGAAUUUGUUCAACCUCCAAAACCUCCCACACCUGAACCUCAACCUGAACAAUUCGUUCCUUUACAGUCCAACAGACUCUCGCAUUGGAUGCAUCCGUUUAAAAAACCGGAACAGUUUGAUGAGUGCCCCGUUGAGAUCUACGCGACGCCGAAAAAUAUUCGUAGAAGGCAUUUUCCAAAACCUAGGCAAGUACAAGAAGAAAGCGAAGAAAGCACAAGUGACGACGAUGAAAGUAGUGAGGACGAAGAAGGAGAUGUUGGUAAAAGUACGUCUUCAAACGAUUCGGGUUUCAACUCAUCUCACGGCCAAAAACGAACGAAAGAACGAAAUUUAGCUCCGUCGGAUACAAGAGAUUCGCCGACUUCGAAUCCGGCCCAUAACCCUGCGUUUGCUUUGGACGCUUUCGAUGGUGGUAGCGAAGAUUUUCAAAUGUCGAGCACUUUCGCUAGUUUUCAAAAAAGUGGUCGAAUUACACCGCCGGCUACCACUAUACCAAGGUUUAGAAAGUACACAAUAGAUGAUUUUAAUUUCCUUAAGGUUUUAGGGAAAGGAAGUUUUGGAAAAGUGUUAUUAGCUGAAUUAAAGGACACAGAAUAUUAUUACGCAAUAAAAUGUUUAAAGAAAGACGUGGUCCUGGAAGACGACGACGUCGAAUGCACAUUAAUCGAAAGGAAAGUGUUGGCGUUGGGCACUAAACAUCCAUAUUUGUGUCAUUUGCUCUGUACGUUCCAAACCGAGUCACAUCUCUUCUUCGUAAUGGAAUAUUUAAACGGAGGCGAUUUAAUGUUUCACAUUCAACAAUCGGGACGAUUUUCGGAACCCCGAGCACGAUUUUACGGCGCCGAAAUCGUUUCCGGACUAAAAUUCUUACACACUAAAGGAAUCGUUUAUCGAGAUUUAAAACUUGAUAAUGUGUUGUUAGAUUUUGAUGGGCACGUUAGAAUUGCUGAUUUUGGGAUGUGUAAGUUGCAAAUAUUUUUGGAUAGGAUGGCUGAUACAUUUUGUGGUACACCAGAUUAUAUGGCACCAGAAAUAAUAAAAGGUCAACAUUAUAAUCAAUGUGUGGAUUGGUGGUCCUUUGGCGUUUUAUUAUACGAAAUGUUAAUAGGACAAUCACCGUUUAGUGGUUGUGAUGAAGACGAACUUUUUUGGUCAAUUUGUAAUGAAAAACCGGUUUUACCACGGUUUCUUUCUACAGAAGCUAACUCCAUUUUAAGCCAACUUUUAGAAAAAGAUUGGAAUAAACGAUUAGGUUAUAAACUAAGUCUACACGGUGAUAUUCAAAGUCAUCCAUUCUUUGGACCUAUUAGUUGGGACCUGCUAGAGUUAAGGCAUUUAGAAGCACCUUUUAAACCCAAUUUGCAACAUCCACUAGAUACACAAUACUUCGAUAAGACUUUUACGGUUGAAAAGGCGAAAUUAACGCCGAUAGAAAACAACAUAUUACAAUCAAUGGAUCAAACUCAAUUUCAAGGUUUUAGUUACACGAAUCCGAACGCUACUGAUAGAUAAAUAUCUAGGUAAAAACGGUCGUAACGUUCCUAUUUAUUAACUUUAUAUAAAGAGUAUUCUGUACCUGAACUUGAAACACAUCAAAGAACUUUGCUAAAACUACUAAUUAAAAAAGCGAGACCGUUUAAAGCUUUGUUUAAAGCUUUGUCGAAAGUUUAAAAUGCUUCGUUUAAAAAAAUUUUAAUAUUAAUUUUAAUAUUUAGAGUCUAGUCAAUAUAUUUUAGUUUGUAAAAUAUAAGUUUUAAUAUAAGCAAUACCUAAUGAUUAUUUAUAUUUGUAUGGUCAUUAUUGUAAGUUGGAAUAUGAAUAAAAUAAGGAAUAUUCAAGAGAA
Messenger RNA from Onthophagus taurus, 4286 nucleotides. RefSeq names its product Protein kinase C delta (gene Pkcdelta). Gene Ontology annotation, molecular function: diacylglycerol-dependent serine/threonine kinase activity; ATP binding. Gene Ontology annotation, biological process: intracellular signal transduction; peptidyl-serine phosphorylation. Lineage: Eukaryota; Metazoa; Arthropoda; Insecta; Coleoptera; Scarabaeidae. The record is from RefSeq and is a predicted model, not a curated record.